CCGGAAGUGGUCAACAACAGACCGCUUCCGUGUUAGCCGCAUAGCAGCCUAGCUGUAGGCUAACUGUAAGCUAGCUGCAGGCUCACGACCCGGCGGGCCUCAGGUCUCAGUUUGUUAACGGUCGUACGUCCGAGCUGAUUCCAUGAGGAUGAGGAUGAGGAUGAGGAUGAAGAUGAGGAUGAGGAUGGGGAUGAAGGCGGGGCUUCAGUCUGUCCUCUGACUGCCUGUAUGGAGGAUGUGGUUCUUCAUUAUCAGUCUGGAUCAGUGGAGGAGCUCAGCUCUCUGUUCCAGAGGACAGAGAAGCUUCUGGAGUGUUUCCCCUGUCGGCCUCCUCCGCUCUUCACGCCCUGGUUCCCCUCAGACCACCGCCCCCCCAUCAGACCGGCCAAACCAGCGCCUGUCAUCACCUGCGCAGGAGAUUCACUGGUGUCCGACAGCAGGCUGCAAUGUACUGGCUUUGUUUCUAAAAAACACCACAAUCACCCAACUUCAGAGACGACAGGAAGUCCCCCUGAAACCUCACAGAGAGGAAAUGGUGUCCUCUGCAUUUCAGAAACUCCGAAUCAUCUCCAACCAGAGAGAGGAGUCACCGGACUGUCGCCCCAAAAACUGCCACCGGAGGACAUACAUGGCGUCCCUGUCCCAGACAGACAUGGCGUCCCUGUCCCAGACGCUGCGGUCAAUCGCUCCUGGAGCGUGUUCACGCGGCGAGGCGUCUUUCCACAGAGCUGCCACUCGCUGUCCAAACAGUUUGACCACAUGGUGUCUGUCCACAGGCUCCACCUCCGUCAGAGAGCCAAGUGGGUGAUCAGAGGGGACAACUGUGGGUCGGCCCGGGACAUCGAACAGGUGUGGCGGACUCUGAGCCGGUGCGUCCGGAGGGGCGAUCUGCCAACGUGCAACGCCAACAUCCAGAGGGGCCUGGUGGAGAUCUGGGUGUUCUGCGACGUGCUCUGCUCGGAGCAGGUGGGACGUUUCCUGAAGGCCGAGCUGCAGCUGUCAGGACGGAUCCUUCUGUCCGUUCACCAGAGAGGAAACGUCUUCAGCUUGUAGAACAACUCGCUACAGACUCCGGUUUUUACACGUUUACAGGUUUUUAACAGUGAAAACACUUGAAUGUAAAAGUCAUGAUGUUAACAUGGAGCUCCAGGUUCUUCUCCAUGUUUGCAUGAAGCUUCUUGAUCGAUCGGAAACCUGCAUCAGGUGUUUACACUCUGUACUGGUUACACUGGGGAGGAACUCUACCACAAUAUCCACUAUUUUUAACUCUUUAACGUUUACACUCACAUGACUCUCAGCCAGCAGAGUGCUUCAGACGACAUCCUCUCUACUGCACUGAGCGUUUAGAGCUCCUCCCUGCAGCCAUGGAAGUGCCUGGUGUCCCCCUCUCAGGAGCUUCCCUUCAUCUCUGAAGGAGACGGAGUGGACGAGUGUGUUUCUGUCUUCUGCUGCGAGACGUCUGUAUGAGACGGCCUCUGAACUCUCAGGACAACUUCCACUGAUGUUUUAUGAGAAUUUACUUGAUGAAUGAACCGAACAUGAAUUAAACCACAGACACGUGAAAUCCAGAUGAUUGUGUAUUUAAAUUCACCGGAGAACAGGUUAUACUUUGUCGUCACGCUCUGUUGUAAAUAAAGUUUUGAUAUUUGUAAUGAA
This is a messenger RNA of Platichthys flesus (European flounder), 1656 nucleotides long. RefSeq lists its product as uncharacterized. Gene Ontology annotation, biological process: positive regulation of double-strand break repair via nonhomologous end joining; negative regulation of double-strand break repair via homologous recombination; positive regulation of isotype switching. The record is from RefSeq and is a predicted model, not a curated record. The transcript is spliced from 3 exons. Lineage: Eukaryota; Metazoa; Chordata; Actinopteri; Pleuronectiformes; Pleuronectidae. The coding region runs from base 229 to 1053 and encodes 274 amino acids.